UGAGCAAAAGAAAAGUUUUGAACAAACAACAAUUUAAUGGCUCCAAUUGAAUCCAAAAUCAAUGAACAAAAUAUGGAAAAUAAUAAUAAUCUUUGGGGUACUCAUAGUUUAUGGAUUAAUUUAGUAAUUGAUCCAAAAAGUUUGAAUGAAGAAUUUCUACAAAAUCAUAAUGAAAAUGAAAUAUUCGAUCUUAUGAUUUAUCUUAUUCAUAAUGGUAUUGCCAUACAAGUUACAUUAGUAUCAUUACAUGGUAGUACAAAUGUUGAUGAUAUACAAAAACGUAAUAUUGAAAUGAAAAAAUUAUUAACGAUAAAAUUCCUGUUAUUUAAAUUAUUAUCAUAUUUUCGUUGGAAUUUAUCCAUAAUUCAUACAAAUCUACCAAGUGUACAUCAAGAAUUUUGUUUUACUGAAUUUAAAAAAUAUUGUGAACAAGAAAUCAAUGUUGUACCGGAAGAUUGGCGAAUAUUUGCCGAUCUAAUCUAUCAUCGAUGGAUUGUUUAUUUUGAACAGAAAAGUACAUAUCCAAAUAAAAAUAAUACCAAAUCAAAUAAUCUUCAAAAUCCAACAAAUCUUGAUCCAUAUACUGUACCGGCCGAAAUGCAAGAAAAUUUAUUGAAAAAAUUACAAACAACAUGUCAUUAUUCGGUAAAUGAAAUUGAAAAAUAUAUUAAACAAUUAGAAUCGAAUGAUAUUGAACAGGUGAUUAUGCCAACAUUUGAUUGUUUUGUUGUUGUUGAACAAGAUUUUCGUUUUUUUAAUCAUCAAAAUAUUAUUCGUAUCAAUAAAAAUGAAUCACUUGAUAUACUUUAUUAUGAUCUUGGUAUUUGGAAUUAUAUUCAUGAAGAUUAUUGUAAAGCAAAUGAUUAUUUUUCUAAAAUUAAAAAUAAAUCUUCCUAUGAAAAUUGUCAAGAUUAUCUUCAUAUAACAUCAUGUAUGAUAUCGAAAAAUUAUAAAUUUGGUGAUAAAAAAAUCAAUGAAACAUUGGAUAAAAAAUUGACAAAAUUUCUAACAUUUUAUAUCAAACAAAAUAAUGGUGAUGAUAAUUAUAUUUGUUUGGAAAAUUUUGAUUAUGAAAAAAAUAUUGAUGGAAAAAAAUUUGCACAAAUUCUGAAGAAUUUUUAUCAAACAUGUAAAAAUAAUCCGGAAGAAUUGUAUCAAUUUAAACGGCUUUCGAUUUAUUUAAUAUUUAAAUGUAAAAAUUUAUAUGAAAAUUUGGAUCCAAAUUUUCGUUCAUUAAUAAUGAAAACAAAUCAAAAACAAGAUUUUAAUGAAAAAAAUGAUAACGAUGUUAUUGAAGAAGGUGAAAUUCAUGAUGAAGAUGUUGGUGGCCAUUUAGAUGAUGAUGAUAAUGAUGAUGAUAAUAAUGAUCCUGAACUUUGUAUACUGCAAGCAACUGAUCCGGAAAAAAUUCUUAGCCUUAUUCCAUCGAUUCAACAUAUACCAUCAUUGAUGAAUAAUAAAUGGAAUUUACAAAAAUUUGAAUCAAUUUUGGCCAAUUAUUCCAAUACAUUGAGCCAAGCGGAUCUAAGAAAAAUUCAUAUAAUUUUAGCUAAAGCUAAUGAAUUACGAAAGGCAAAAUAUUUUCAUGAAUCAAGAGUACUUUAUCUUUCGCUACUUGAAGAUAUACAAGCAUCACAACCAAUUUUGGCUGAAACAAUUCGUUAUGAAUUAUUACAAACUGAUCUGGAAAAAUUUUUUUUCCCAAAAACAAAAUCAAAUGCUCAACAAAUUCGUGAUUUGAAUGCAAAAUGUUUAGAAUUUUGUCGUUAUUUGGAUACAAAAAAAUUUAUAUAUUUUAAUGAAUUGGCCGAAUUGGUUUGUUUAUUUCUGAUUGAAUAUAAUUGUAAUAAUUCAAUUUUAGAAAUGAUUAAUCAUCCAGUCGAUAUGAUUAGAUUUGCAUCAUUAUUAUGUCAUUUGACUAUUAAUCAAGAUUCACGUGAAAAUAAAGCUAAAGAAUUUUGGGAUUUUUGCCUAGGUUCAUUUAUAUUACCAACAUCAAAAUAUUCAAAUAAUUUUCCACGUAUUAUGUUUUCAAUAUCAUUGGCUGAUUUUAUUUGUAAAUUGAAAAAAAAUAUUAUUGCUAUCAAUAUGAUUGCAGCAAGUUUAAUGAAACUUUAUUUUACAAUCAAAGAAUAUUCAUUGCAACCAUUAACAAUGAUUUGUCGUAAAUAUUAUGAUCUAUUUCCAUCAUCAAUGUCAACCAAUCUUAUCAAUUCGAUUGAUAGUCAAUUAUUAAUCAUUACGAUUGAUCAAACAUUUCGUUCAUUUAUCUGUCUAUUACCUGACGAAAUUGUUAUGACAAGAUAUUAUACAGAAUUUUUAAUGAAUGAAAAUCAAUAUACACAAGCAAUGAAAUAUUUACUUAAAAUAUUUAUGUAUCGAACAUAUUAUUUUACACAAUUUGAACAUUUUACAUCGAUCGAUGAAUAUAUUAUACAACAAAUGUUAAUUUGUGCAAAAAAAUUAGAUCAUCAUAUUCUGGCAGCUAUCCUUUAUCAAUUUCAAACAAAUCCUGAUUAUGGUCAUGCAUUUAAAGAAUUAUCACAAAAUAAUUUUAUCGAUUCAUCCGAUGAUCUUUAUGAUUGUAUUUGGGAUAUAACUCUAUUGGAAUAUUUAAUUCAUUAUCAUACACGACGUGGUGAAGAUGAACGUAAACAAAAAGCAAUACAUCUUAUAUCACAAUUAGAUAUUAAUUCGAAUAAUAAUGAAUUUAUUUUAGAACAAGCAUCAAAUUUACGUAAAUCAAAAUUAUUUCGUAUGUUAGCUAAACAAUAUCUUUGAAAAAUUCAAAUGUGUUUUAAUACUAAUGAUAUAAUAAAACCCUUAA
Messenger RNA from Dermatophagoides pteronyssinus (European house dust mite), 2827 nucleotides. RefSeq names its product integrator complex subunit 8 (gene IntS8). NCBI's taxonomy places the organism in Eukaryota, Metazoa, Arthropoda, Arachnida, Sarcoptiformes, Pyroglyphidae. Gene Ontology annotation, biological process: snRNA 3'-end processing. Gene Ontology annotation, cellular component: integrator complex. The record is from RefSeq and is a predicted model, not a curated record.